Messenger RNA from Glycine soja, 2985 nucleotides. Its product is annotated as acetyl-coenzyme A carboxylase carboxyl transferase subunit alpha, chloroplastic-like. Bases 386 to 2515 code for a protein of 709 amino acids. Gene Ontology annotation, cellular component: acetyl-CoA carboxylase complex. The transcript has 12 exons. Lineage: Eukaryota; Viridiplantae; Streptophyta; Magnoliopsida; Fabales; Fabaceae. Gene Ontology annotation, molecular function: carboxyl- or carbamoyltransferase activity; acetyl-CoA carboxylase activity. The record is from RefSeq and is a predicted model, not a curated record. Gene Ontology annotation, biological process: fatty acid biosynthetic process.
UUGUGUGCAGAAAGAAUGAAGUCUCGCUAACUUCAACCGGAAUGCCUCGUAAUUGUGACACACUCGAAGUAGCCCAUAAGGAUAGCAUAAGAAGUAUCGCCUCCAUCACUAUGGGGUUUGACUCUUUUUCCUUCUUCUAAUAACAAAACCCUGUUUCCUUUGCCUUCUCCUUCACUAGGCUCCCCAAGCAACAACAACAACUACUCUUUUUUCUCUUUCAUCGACGAUCUUCACUAAGCUCUUUCACUCAAACACACACCCUUGAUUAUAUCACUUUCUCUUGUUCUCUUACCGUAGAACAUUGCAUUUACUCCUAUCUCUCACUCUGGAUCUUCAACUUCUUCCUGAUUUUGCUGAUUUGGGGGAUUGAGUUGGAAGGGGAAACAUGGCUGCUUCUUCUGCAUCUCUUUCUGGUGCUUCUGCUUCGGAUCUUCUGAGGAGUUCAACCAGCGGUUUCAAUGGUGUUCCUUUGAGAACCAUGGGGAAGGGAAAGUUGGUUUUGAAGAGGAGGGACUUUACAGUUGCUGCCAGGCUGAGGAAGGUGAAGAAGCAUGAAUAUCCUUGGCCUGCUAACCCUGAUCCCAAUGUGAAAGGUGGGGUGCUGAGCCACCUUUCCUUGUUCAAGCCACUCAAGGAGAAGCCAAAGCCUGUCACUUUGGAUUUUGAAAGGCCUCUUGUUGAUCUGCAAAAGAAGAUCAUUGAUGUACAGAAGAUGGCGAACGAAACUGGACUGGACUUCAGUGAUCAGAUUCUCUCAUUGGAGACCAAGUACCACCAGGCUUUAAAGGAUCUGUAUACGCAUCUGACUCCUAUUCAGCGGGUCAACAUCGCACGGCACCCUAACAGGCCAACUUUCCUUGAUCAUGUGUUUAACAUAACUGAGAAGUUUGUUGAACUCCAUGGUGAUCGGGCAGGUUACGAUGAUCCUGCUAUUGUUACUGGUCUAGGGACUAUAGAUGGUAGAAGCUACAUGUUCAUUGGUCACCAAAAGGGUAGAAAUACUAAAGAAAAUAUUCAGCGUAACUUUGGGAUGCCAACUCCUCAUGGUUACAGGAAGGCCCUUCGCUUGAUGGAAUAUGCAGAUCAUCAUGGGUUCCCCAUAGUUACUUUCAUUGACACGCCUGGGGCAUAUGCUGACCUUAAAUCAGAGGAACUAGGACAGGGUGAAGCGAUUGCUCACAAUUUGAGAUCCAUGUUUGGUCUGAAGGUGCCAGUUAUAUCUAUAGUUAUUGGAGAAGGUGGUUCAGGUGGCGCCCUAGCCAUUGGAUGUGCUAAUAAAUUACUCAUGCUUGAAAAUGCUGUUUUUUAUGUUGCCAGUCCAGAGGCAUGUGCAGCAAUCUUGUGGAAGACAGCUAAAGCUUCUCCAAAGGCUGCUGAGAAAUUGAAGAUUACAGCCACUGAACUGUGCAAAUUACAAAUUGCAGAUGGUGUUAUACCUGAGCCACUUGGUGGUGCACAUGCAGAUCCAGAGUGGACCUCUCAACAGAUAAAAAAGGCUAUCAAAGAAACCAUGGAUGAGCUCACGAAGAUGAACACAGAAGAACUGUUAAAACAUCGCAUGCUUAAGUUCAGAAAGAUUGGUGGGUUCCAGGAAGGUAUUCCUAUAGAUCCUAAGAGAAAAGCCAACAUGAAGAAGAGGGAUCUAUCUAUUGCUAAGAUUCCUGAUGCUGAACUAGAAGUUGAGGUUGAGAAACUGAAGCAACAGGUUUUGGAAGCUAAGGAAUCUUCUCCUGUUCCUCCAAAACUAGAUCUGGAUGAGAUGCUAAAGCAACUGGCAAGGGAGGUCGAUCUAGAAUACUCUGAGGCAGUUAAAGCCACGGGCUUGACAGACAGUUUGUUGAAACUAAGGGAGGAAGUUUCGAAAGCAAAUGCAGAUAAUCAAAUUGUUGAUCCAUUGCUGGAGGGUAAGAUAGAAAAGCUAAGGGUGGAGUUUGAACAGCAAUUGCGUGCAGCUCCCAAUUAUGGUAGGCUGCAGAAUAAGCUUAACUAUCUGAGCGAAUUAUGUAAAGUAAAGCUUCUGUCAGAUGGAAAGAAGGACAAUGAGGCUGUCACAUUUAAGCAAGAGUUGAAGAAAAAAAUUGAUGAUGCCUUGAGUGAUCCAAAAAUAAGGGAGACAUUUGAAGCAUUAAAGGCUGAAAUUAAAGGUGUUGGUGCAUCCUCAGCAAGUGAUUUGGAUGACGAGUUGAAGAAGAAAAUCAUUGAGUUUAUCAAAGAAGUAAAAGAAGUAAAAGAAGUAAAAGAGGUAAUAGAAAAUCAAAUUGAAAGUUUGGUAAACUCGUCGGAUGAUAUUAAGAGCAAGAUACUGCAAUUGAAAUUGGAGGUUCCUAAGGCUGGAGAGACGCCUGAUUCAGAACCAAAGAAUAGAAUUGGUGCUUUGGUGCAACUAAUUAAGCCGAGCCUAGUGGAGGCCGUUGACUCGUCUGGCUUAAAAGAUCUGUUUGAAAAUCUGGUGUCUAAUGAUGGAAGUUUGACACAUGAAGAUCCAGCUAGAGACAGUCUCACCGAUGACCAGUAGAGGGUGAAAGUUGGUGCAAACUGCACCAUUUCUUAAUAAAUGCUGCUCAUAUGGUGCUGGCUGCAACAAGUUAAUGAAUGGAAUAGUGAAAACUGCACCAGUGUGAGUGAUCUUGAUACAUUACCAUAUCAGCUGGUUGUACAUCAUCUAGAAUUAUGGCCAUACUUCUUAGGGACAAGUUUUGGUAAUUUUAAGGAGAUACCGUGUUAAUGGUGACUAAUAUUUUUUUCUGUAAUCUUCAAAUAGAGGACCAGAAGGGGGAAUAAAAUUGAAAACCAUGUUGUCUUUGUUUGAGUCAAAAUGUUGCAGUUAUAUUUUGAAUGAUUUUUUAUGUUUUCUUUUCUUUUCAUGUUCAUUUUGGUCUUUUUUAAUCAUUUAAAAUGUUCAAUUUUUCCCUAAAUAGACUUAGAUGAACAUUGUAUAAAUUGUUGAGUUUGAGGAACCGAGUAAUAUGACGCUUGGUACUGUAA